Molecule: messenger RNA, 561 nt
Organism: Letharia columbiana
Lineage: Eukaryota; Fungi; Ascomycota; Lecanoromycetes; Lecanorales; Parmeliaceae
Exons: 1
Coding region: 1-561 (186 amino acids)
Source: RefSeq, a predicted model, not a curated record
AUGGCAAAUGUGGUUCAGGAAGAUAUCCCAUGGCCACCGAACGACCCAUGGCCACCGAACGACGAAGAACGUCCUCCACCAAAGCAGUUCCAAUCUUACCCUCCUCAGCAACAGCCAGUUCAGCCACAGCAACCGGUUCAACCAAUGCAGGAACAACAGCCUUAUCGACCGGAGAACACUACUCCUCUCCCCCGCAACCGCCUUAUCGGCAGCCUUAUCGACCGGAGAACACUGUUCCUCUCCCCCGCAACCACCUUAUCAACCAAUUGUCGAAGAUACCACUCCAGUCCACCCUCCCCCACUCCAAUUGUCGAGGAUAUCACUCCAGUCCACCCUCCCCCCACUCCAAUUGUCGAGGAUAUCACUCCAGUCCACCCUCCCCCCACUUCAAUUGUCGAGGAUACCAUUCCAGUCCACCCUCCCCCACUCCAAGCGACGGCCCUCCACGUCAGCCUCAACAACAGCCAAUGCAGUCAAUUCAGCAACAACAGCCUGAGGAUACCACUGAAAUCAUGCUGCAGCACCAUAGUGUGUUGUAGCUACCCUUCAUGGUGGCAAUGA